CUGCACGAAAAGGGCUCCGCUGCAACCGGAAGCUCUUUACAAGGAAGUUGUGUUUUCUUUGUGUAUCCCGUUUUGUGGUUGUUUAAUUUAACAAAACGCAGUUUAGUUGUGGGAUCGGGUGCCUUUUGUCCACGGAGACUUCAUCGACGUGGAUUAUGCAUUGCUCGAUCUCUGGUAAGGAGGUCAAAAUUUGUACCUGGAAUGGACGAGCAGAAAUCGAACUGCGACGAGAAUGACUCUGAGCCAACAGCUGAUGAUAGCACCUCUGCACACCAGCCCACCUCUCUCCAGGAGUCGUCCAAAGUUUCCCCCGCUGCUGCAGAUGAGUCUGGAAUAAACGCAGCCUCUUCCAGCACACCUGUAGAAAACGUUCGUGCCUGUGCCCUUUGUAAUUGCGUGGAACGGAGCUUGCUUGGACAGCGGGAACUGCGACACUUCAGGUCGUCGUCGGGGCGGCCAACUCAUAAGCCAUCAGCUUUCCCACUGCCACAGCCUGGAAAUGAUGAUCUGUCUUCCAUUGGCUUUUCUGACGCUUCUUGUCUGACAGCACUCUUUGAUGACUCAGGGGGGUUUUGGGUUCACCACUGGUGUGCGGUGUGGUCAGACGGGGUGAAGCAGACGGAAGACGAGGAGCUGGAGAACGUGGAUAAAGCUGUUAUCUCAGGGACUCAAAGGCUUUGUGAAUAUUGCAAAAGACUGGGUGCAACCAUACAAUGCCACGUAGAGGGCUGCACACGUUUCUACCACUUCCCGUGCUCGGCGGCCAGUGGAUCCUUCCAGUCCAUGAAGCAGGUGGUCCUCCUCUGUCCAGAGCAUAUAGACAAGGCUGAGGAGUUGGCUGGCGAGGAGGCUUGGUGUGCUGUGUGCGAUUCAGCCGGGGAGCUGACAGAGCUCCUUUUCUGCACGGGUUGUGGUCUACAUUAUCAUGCAUCCUGCCUGGAAAUCGGUGCCACGCCCAUCCAGCGGGCAGGAUGGCAGUGCCCAGAGUGUAAAGUGUGCCAGACGUGCAGACAACCAGGAGAAGACUCUAAAAUGUUGGUGUGCGAUGCUUGUGAUAAGGGAUACCAUACCUUCUGUCUCCAACCAGCCAUGGAUUCUCUUCCCUCUGAUCCUUGGAAAUGCAGAAGAUGCCGCGUGUGUAUGGAGUGUGGUGUCCGUGGGUUGAUGCUGCCGGGUUCGGCCCAGUGGUUCGAAAACUACAACAUGUGCGAAGGGUGCCAGCAGCACCGCAGCUCGGUGUGUUGUGUUUGCAGCAAAGCUGCCAACCCGUCCGUUGGGCUUCAGUGUUGCGGCAUAUGCCACAGGUGGAUGCACAGUGAGUGCGCUUCACUAGGGGAGCUUUCAGAAGCCAAGGACGUCUGCCUUCUUUGUAACGAGGAUCAGCAGCAACCUGUUGGCCAAACAUGCGUGGAAGACACGCAGUCAAGAGAAGAGACGACGAUCCAAGCAGAAGCUGACGCGGUCACAGAAAAGCCGGCAGAGGGAUCGGACGGGACUCCUGGACAGAAAGGCGCUCCUGAGAUGGAUACGGUGAAAGGUGGACCUCAGAAAGACAUCCCCACGGAUUUAGUGGCGGAGACGGCAGACGUUAAGGGGAAGGAAAUUAAGACCGAGCCGCAGGUAGCAGCUGAAGGAUCCGCUGGUGACGAGUUAUCAGCUCCAACCGUGUCUACAGCAUCUGCCACGACGCAGCAAGGAGCCGCUGGUCUUCCUGCAGGUGAAAAGGGAUCAGAAGAGCCUCUGGGUAACACGGAGCCCGCAGCGGCAUCGCACCGGGCCCCCGAAAGCAUGGAGCUGGGGAGCGAAGACGUGAAGCAGGAGCCCGGCCUCUCUGACAAAGAGCCUUCGGAGGAGCCGUGUGUCGUGGAGCCAUUCAGUGAGGAUGCUGACAAACCAUCGUCCUUCUCCGUGUGCGGGGGCAGCAACGCCGAGCCGUCGCCCGUGGACGAGAAACCGGAGAGAGGUCGAUACCAGGACCCCGCGUCUCCCUCCACCCUCUCUCUGUCAACAGACACGCAGGAGACGCUGUCGGCCAUGGACGCGGAGACGAGGCUGCUCCCUCAGUCCGAGGAGGAAGACGAAGACGAGGACGACGAGCAGCUGAAGGGACAUGGCUUGGACAUAAAGCGGCAGCUGCAAACGGUGAAGCCCGAGCUGCUGCUGGAUGAGAUGUCCAGCAGCAGCGGCUUCCUGGGCUCCCCCGGGGAGCCGGACCCUCAGCUGUCCAUGGAGCUCGGACUCGUUCCCGCUGGCCGCUCCCACGGCGAUAACCUGACGGAGACCGACGACUCGCUUUCUUUCGAGGCUCUCAGGAGCGACAGAGACAAGGUGAAACGUAGAGGGUCCCCAGGCCGGUCACGGGUCAAACAGGGGCGAAGCAGCAGCUUUCCUGGAAAGCGUCGGCCUCGAGGCGGUGGCGGAGGAAGAGGGCGUGGUGGGAGGUCACGCCUCAAAGCCAUGGCUUCCUGCAUCGAUGCCUUUUUGCUAAGCAUGACCUCAGACACCGGCCUGAACAAGGAGGAAGAGGAGGAGGAGGACGACACCAUGCAGAACACGGUGGUUCUCUUCUCCAACACCGACAAGUUCGUCCUGCUCCAGGACAUGUGCGUCGUGUGCGGCAGUUUUGGGAAGGGCGUGGAGGGCCAGCUGCUCGCCUGCGCCCAGUGCGCCCAGUGCUACCACCCGUUCUGCGUCAACAGCAAAAUCACCAAGACGAAGCUGCGCAAGGGCUGGCGGUGUUUGGAGUGCAUCGUGUGCGAGGUGUGCGGGAAGGCCUCGGACCCGUCGCGCCUGCUGCUCUGCGACGACUGCGACGUCAGCUAUCACACCUACUGCUUGGACCCUCCGCUGCACACUGUACCAAAGGGAGGCUGGAAGUGCAAAUGGUGUGUGUGCUGCGUCCAGUGUGGCUCCAGCUCGCCGGGCUUCCACUGCGAGUGGCAGAACAACUACACGCACUGCGGGCCCUGCGCCAGCCUCGUCACCUGUCCCGUGUGCAGGGAGAACUUCAUGGAGGAGGAGCUGCUGCUGCAGUGUCAAUACUGCGACCGAUGGGUCCAUGCCGUUUGCGAGAGCCUGUACACGGAGGACGAGGUGGAGCAAGCUUCUGACGAGGGCUUCGCGUGCACGUCCUGCACGCCAUAUGUUCCCAAACCUGUGGUAGAGUCGACCAUCAUGGCGACGAUAAAGAUCAAAGAGCCAGAACCCCAGUUCUACCGUCUGGAGGGGGUGUGGUUGACGGAGUCGGGUAUGUCCCUGCUCCGCAGCAUCUCCAUGUCUCCUUUGCACAAGAGACGGCAGCGGCGCUCUCGUCUCGGCACGCUGUGCUGCGACGGCGGCCCCGACGGCAUGGACAUGAGGGAGGUCGAAGGAGACGGUUGUGGGGAACCGAUGGAUUGUGAAUCCAAAAUGGAGCCGCCGGGGAGUCCUGACAGAGAGGGUGGCGAGAGGGACGCGAGCGCUGAAGGCCUGGGCGACUGUGAGGGUCUUAAAGGCGGAGCGGACGAGACGGAGGACAGUAAAAAGAGGAAGAGAAAGCCCUACAGACCCGGGAUUGGGGGCUUCAUGGUGCGACAAAGGAAGUGUCACACCCGUUUAAAGAAAGAGUUCUUCGCCCAGCUGGCUGGAGAGACCACCUUAGACGGACAGCCGAUCGAGCGAACUAUCGAAGAAGGACCUCACCCGGACACAGACAACAUAAUGGAUCCUAAACCGGCAGAAGGUGAAGAACAGGCCAAGAAACGGCGGGGCAGGAAAAAGAGCAAACUGGAGGACAUGUUUCCAGCCUAUCUCCAGGAGGCCUUCUUUGGGAAGACACUAAUAGAUUUGAGUAAGAAAGCUGUGAUGGUAGCUCCAGGCCAGAGGCCGGGUACGUGCCCUGUCCAGCCUCUGUCGCUAAAACCAGCAGGAGUCAAAAUGGCCACGCCAGACGCUGAAGCUGUGGAUCCAGUGGUGGAUGGAAAUUUUCCUCUCAAGCGAGAGGUGUGUGAAGCACCCCAGGCUCAGGGAGACAGCACAGGAAUUCCCGCUCCCGUCUCAUCCGUGAAGGAGCAGUCGCCCCGUGACGCUGAGGCAGAAAAAAGUGAAGGUCUUCCACAGGGAGUGGAGAGUCAGGACUCUGAGCAGUUCUUCAGGAAGGUUCUGGGAGUGUCAGAUGGGUCCUCUUUAGGGGGGAUGAAGCCCAUCUUGGAGGGCAAUAAGGGAGAACUAAAUCGCGGUGCUGUACCACAGAGAGCUCUCCCCUCAGGACCCCUGCCCUCUGCUGGAAUGAUGGAGGCUUUUCCUGGCCUCUCUCAGUCUCCCUUCUUUGAGAUGCGAGAGAGAGGACUGUUCAGCCCAGACGGGGGUGAGGAGAGCCCCUGGGCCACACCGUCGACCCCUGUGACGCCCUCCUCCCCGCCCACUCCCACAGAGGCAGAAGGCGACGGGCUGUCCUACAACCAGCGCAGUCUGCAGCGCUGGGAAAAAGACGAGGAGCUGGGAGAGCUCUCCACCAUUUCCCCCGUUCUUUACGCCAACACCAACUUCCCUUCGCUUAAACAGGACUACCCAGACUGGGCAAGUCGCUGUAAGCAGAUAAUGAAGAUCUGGAGGAAGGUGUCUGCUGCCGACAAGGUUCCAUACUUGCAAAAGGCCAAAGACAACCGAGCAGCUCAGAGGAUCAACAAGGCACAGAAGCAGGCAGAGAGUCAGGUGUGUCGGCCCAUCAAGACCGAGGCGGUGCAUCCUAAAAGCGAGCGGCCCGCUCUGCACCUCCAGAUCCCUCCCCCCUCAGGGUCCACGUCCGUUUCUUCCCAUCCCAGCUCUGCAGACAGCCCGUUCUCCUUCCCUCCCGAUUCGGGCUCGUCUUCUGUAUUCUUCUCCGACGGCGCCAUUAAGACCCCGCUGUCGGCCGAAUGCCGGACUGAUCCCCUGGCCAAACUUCCUCCUCAGUCGCCCCUUUCUCACUCGCACCCAGGCACGCCGUUUUCCCACACCGGGGCCAGCCCUUUACAGGCCUCUUCCUCAGGUUACCCCGCUUCCGGCCCGCCGGGUCCUCCUCAGGGACGGUCAGACGGCCUCGGCGUUUUUGACAUGCAACCAGGAACUCCUGGAACCCCUAGAAGGGCACAGCACGUUGACCCUUACUUCAGAUCGCAACUACUGCAGCAGCAGCAGCAACAGGGUCAUCCCCUGCAUUCACAGCAGGGCUCUCAGGAGGCCUUAGGGCCUUCUGGAAGUCCUCACUCAAGAGGCCCCGGGCUUGUGGAGUCCCCGGUUUUCUCCCCGCUCCACAAUGCUCAACACGGAGACCCUUUCAGAGCCCAGCCGGGGAUGGGGAGGCCGGACUUCGGUUCGUCGGCGUCGUCGUCGCCCUCCGCCGUGGCUUCCUCGCCCGUGAGCGCAGGGCAGCACAGAGCUGAGAUCAGCGCACCGUCUCCUCGCUCUGCCGCCGCAGGAAGACUGGAGCUCUCCACCGGGUCUCCGUCUGGGAUGCUGGAGGCGGGGGGUGGCUUAUUCAAGGCGCCCAUGACGCCUCGCAUGCACCAGGGAGACGGUGGACCGCCUCAUCCAGGAGCCUCCCCGAACCAUCCCUCCGAGGGCUACCGCCAGUCCCCCUCCCACGGUUUCUCCGACCCUCACUCUCACCCACAGAUGGCUCCCAGGCCGCCGUCUGGUGACAACUGUGGCCUGGGGCCGCAGAGACACGCCGCCGCACAGCAGGAGCACAGAGUGCCCUCCAGUCCGCAGUCCCAGGGCAGCGCUCAGUCCCCCCACACUCCCGGCGGCCUGUCCUCCGAUCCCUACUCUGUCCAUUCUCCAGCGACUCCUCGCUUCCAGUCCCCAGACCCUUGCUCCAGGCCACCUUCACGGCCACAGUCCAGAGACCCCUUUGCUGCUAUCCACAAACCUCCUCGCACGCCGUCUCAUGCCUCAGAAGGAACCGGGAGUUACAAAACGUCGCCUCACCCCAACCAGCCGCCUCCAGGCCACCCUAACAGCGGUUCCACAGUCGACCCGCUCUCCGGUAAACCGGGCUUCAGCCGCAGCCCGAGCGCCGGGCCUUACCUAGGCUCCCAGCAGCAGGGUCAGCCUCAGCAGCCUCAGCUGACCCAAGGAGCGGACGGCGUGGGCUCCAGGGCGCCGCCUGCGUCCGACUCGCUGGAGCUUUCUGCCGUCCACCCCGCCGAGCUGCCUCAUCAGCCGGCGGCGCAGGGCGCGGCAGAAAUGCCGGACAUCUCAGCGGGGCAGGAGCCGUCGCUGGUUGGGCUGAGCCCGUCCGAACUGGAGAAAUUCAAACAGCGACAAAAACUGAGGGACUUUAUAAUCAGACAGCAAAGGCAGAAAAUAUCAAUCAAGCAGGAGAAGGAGGCCGCCGCCGCCGCCGCCGCUGGGAACGCCUCCCCCGGCUGGUCUGGAGGCGAGAUGGGAGCUUUCCAACAAGACAAGACCCUCAGAGCACCGCCGCCGUAUCCACAGGACCGCGUCACCGCUGCUUCCGCCGAGGCUCAAGUUCCUGUGGCUGGGAAGAUGGCCGUGGUUGGAGGAGGCAUGGAUGAUAAGCUGGUUCGCCCACCGCCUGCAGGACCGGCUGCCAUGAUGGAUGCGAGUGGACUAAGGCUUCCCGGACCCAUCAGACCUCACGGUAUGUUUGGCCGUCCGCCGUUCCCUCCUCAGUGGCAAGCCCAGGGUCCGGGUCAGCGAAGGUUACCCCAGCCUGGCCUAGAAGCCAUGGGCAUCAGACAGAACCUCAGCGCUGGCGUUAACAUGCAAGGCAUGGAAAACCCGCACGCCAUGAUGCCGGGUCACGGAGGAGACAACAUGCAGGCGGCGCUGGGUCAGGGGCCCCCUCCACAGUUCAUCGAGCUGAGACACAACUCACAAAGGCUGCCGCUCCGGCCGCAGUUCAUGCCUAGAGGCCCCCAGCCAAGACCCCGUCUCUUUGUCCAGCAACAAGAUCUGGCCACGCCCUACUUCCAGCAGCAUCCCAUAGCUCAGGCUGGAGGGAUGCAGGCAGACGCAGGUGGCGCUCCCCAGCUGGGGCUACCGCAGGGCGCCAUGUCUGCUGCAGGUUUACUGCCUGCGCAGUCGGCAGGGCCCGUUUCCCAGCAGCCCCGGCUGCAGCCUCAGGCGUCCGGCUCCGGCAUGCACGGUACCGAGCAGCAGCGAGUCGCACAUCAGGGGUUGGUGACGGAGCCCCAGUCCGCCAGCGUGGGGACCUGCGAGGACCUGCCGGAGCCCGGCCUCGAGGGCCUGGGCGACGCCGCGGGGGACGGCGGCGUGGAGGACGAGAACGACCUGACCCUCGACCUGGAUCCUGACAAAGGAGAUGACGACCUGGGCAACCUGGACAACCUGGAGACCAACGACCCGCAUCUGGACGACCUGCUGAACGACGACGAGUUCGACCUGCUGGCGUACACGGACCCCGAGUUGGACCAGGGCGACCCCAAAGACGUCUUCUCUGACCAGCUGCGGCUGGUGGAGGCGGAGAGCGAAACGCCCUCGUCCGUCGCCGGCUCGGCCCGCUGCAAGGUCGAAGACGGCGGCGCUAAGGACGAGAGGAGGUCCUCGGCGGCGGUUUCUCAGAAGGACUCGGCGACUUCGCUUCCACCCGCCGCAGAAGGCGCCGAUGUCAAAGUCAAAGUGGAGGACAAAUGUCUGACCCCUCAGCUGCAGUCGGGACAAUCUGUGGUCAAGGAUGAAAUGAGGGAGGCCGUGUCGAUGCUCCUCGGGGGGACCACGUCAGCAGCCAAGGCGGAGCAAAGGGAAAACCCGCCAGCCUCCCUCGGCUCCGCGCGAAUGGGUCGACUCCAGUUCCCUCUGUCCGGACAGGCCGAUCCGUUUUCCCCCGGCGCCCCGCACGGAGACAUCGGCGACGAUCCCCUGGGGCUGCCCGACGUUGGGGGGCAGCACUCUCCCUCGGUGGAUCUGGCAAAAGUGGAGAGCUCUUUGGAGGGCGAGUUGCCUCUUCUCAUCCAGGAUCUGCUGGAGCAUGAAAAGAAAGAGCUGCAGAAGCAGCAGCAGCUGAGCUCCCUUCAGCAGGGAGGCAUCCCUUCGCACUUCCCCGGCCUCUCGGGCCAACACCCGAACCCACAGGGACCCGAGCAGCUGAUCCUGCAGCAUCAGCCGCGUCCGCCGGCCCAGGCCAUGAUGGAGCAGCCGGGAAUGGUGCCGCGUCCUCCACACAUGAUGCAGCAGCAGCAGCAGAGGAUUAUGGGACCAGGAAUGGUGCCUCAGCCUCACAUGGCGAUGGCUCAGCAGCAAGCCAUGAUGAGGGCGGGACAGCCGGGCGUCCACGCGGCCCUCGGUCAUCCGCCGCAGCCAGUCGUCAAACAACCGCCGCUGGCCAACAACUUCUUCCCAGAUAAAGAUUUGGAGAAAUUUGCCGCUGAUGACAUCAUCGAUCCUAUCGCCAAAGCGAAGAUGGUGGCUCUUAAGGGCAUUAAGAGGGUGCUGGCGCAGGAUCCGACGAUGGUCGUUCCUCCGGGGAUCAACAGGCAACAAGUGUCUCUGCUUGCCCAGCGGCUGGCCUCUGCUCCGGGAACGGAUCCUGCUCAGGUCGCACCCGGACCACCGAAGGAGGGAGAAGCAAGCGAUCCCGUCCAGCCGAGGCCCAAUCCGCCGCAGUUUGUGCAAGGAAUCAUCAAUGACGCAGAGCAGCACCAGUACGAAGAGUGGCUGCUCCACACCCAGCAGCUCCUCCAGAUGCAGCUGAAGAUCUUGGAAGAGCAAAUCGGGGUGCAUCGGAAAUCCCGCAAAGCGCUCUGCGCCAAGCAGCGCACGGCGAAGAAAGCCGGCAGGGAGUUCGCGGAGGCCGACGCCGAGAAGCUGAAGCUGGUCACCGAAGAGCAAGGCAAAAUCCAGAAACAGCUCGACCAGGUACGCAAGCAGCAGAAGGAGCACACCAACCUUAUUGCAGAGUACAGAAGCAAGCAGCAGCAGCAUCAGCAAGGCUCGGGCCUUCUCAACGCCGGCCAUCCUGCUCAAGGCGGCCCCUCGCACAUGUUUCCAAAGAUCCCCGGGCAGAUGAUGAUGGGCCAGCAGGGGGCACCGGUCAUGGGGCAGCACCCCGGCAUGAUGCCUCCUGGGGGAAUGCCGCUGCGGAUGCCCCAGGGGCAGCAGGCCUUUAUAGGAGCUCCACAGCAGCAGCUCCCAGCGGCUCUCGGGGCUCCCGGCCCGAGGGCCCCAGGUCCCUCUGGGGCUCCGGCUGGAUUCUUCCCCCAGGGUCCUGCAGUCCAAGGUGCAGACCCCAGGCUUCUUCAAGAAAGACAGCUUCAGCACAGAAUGCAGAUAGCCAAGCUCCAGCAGCAGCAACAAGCAAUGAUGUGUCAGCAGUCGAUGCCUCACCAGAAUCAGCAGCCCGGUUUGAUCCCUCAGCCACAGCCGGGCAUGAUGGGAAAUCAGCUGAUGGCCCAGCAUCAGGCCGGCACUAAGCAGGGAAUAAUAGCCGCUCAGGCAACUCAACAGAGCCUGGUGCAAGUCCCGCAGGGAAUGGUCGGAGGCCCGUCUGCAGCUGCACCACAGCAGAACCUGGUGGCGGGUCAGCCCAUCAACCAGCCUCAGGCCAUGAUGGCGGCUCAGCCGGGGCUGAUGGGAAACCCGCAGGCCCAGCAACCGAGGCCCCAGCUGAUGAUGGGUCAGCAGACCUUGGGUCACCCUGGACUCAGGGGAGCCCCGGCUCAGCUGACUGCUCAACAGCAGAACCUCCUCGCCCAGCGCAUACUGGCAACCCAGCAGCAAAUGCCACAGCAGAGACAAGCGGCGCCGAUGAUCAGCCAGUCCAACCAGGACCAGGGGGGGAUCUCUCAGCCCUCCACCCCACAGAUGGGCUCCUCGCCGUCAGCGGGAAGCAACACCCCCCAGCCGCAGGGGUCCGCCGACGGCCAGAACCCGGGAGUCAAAGACGGCGGCAUCCUAAGCCCCGAUUCAAGAACCCCGCCUCAGCAGAGCGGGCCGUCUACUCCCAAUCAGCAACAAGGCUCGCUAAACAACCAGUUGGACCAGGGGCGACAGCAGCAGCAGCAGAUGUAUUUAACUCAGCAUCACCAUUCAAAUUCUCAGACGGUCCACGAACAACAAGCAGGUGGGGCUGUGAACCAGCAAAGCGGUGUUGCUCAGCAGCAUCAGCUUCCAGUGGGUCUCCAGAGGCAAGGAUCCCUCAAUGCUGACAAACCCAGCUUGAUGACUAUAAAGGAGGAGGUCAAAUCUGUGGAUUUCCUCACACAGCAGCAACAACAACAAGCCCUUCAAAAUGCCCCACAGAAGUCACAAGAACCCGGCAUGCAGCAGCAGAUGAUGGGUCAAAGCAAUCCCGGCCAGGCGCAGCCCGCCGCGAUGGGCCUGAGCGCGCAGCAGCAGGCCCUCAUGGCCCAGCAGCAGAAGCAACAGGCCAUGAUGGGCAUGAUGAGAGCCCAGCAGCAGGGCAUGAUCGCACAGAGGCCCGGCGCGCCCCUCGCACAGAUCCGCGCCCCCAUCAACAUCCAGGCCAUCAUCGCCCAGAAUCCCCAGCUCCGCAACCUUCCCCCAAAUCAGCAGAUCCAGCACAUCCAGGCCAUGCUCGCGCAGCGGCAGCUGCACCAGGGCCAGAUGCUGAGGAUGUCAGGAGGCCAGGGCCAGCCAGGUGCGCCGAGAGCACCGGCGCCACAGGUCGGCCAGCAAAUGAUGGGGAUGGAAGGCCACCAGGCGCCUUACGGAGGCAAACCGGCAGCCCUGGCCAAUCAGCAACAGCCUGGCAUGUUUGGCCAGCAAGCCGGUGUUGCUUCUCAGGUACAGCAAGGGAUGAUGGUCCCAGGCCAGCAGCAGCCACAGACGGGGGAGAUGAUGCAGCAGCAGCAGCACAUGAUGAGGGGACAUCUACAGAUGCCUCACUCCCCAAUGGAGCAGAACCGAAUGCUGAGGCCGAAUUCGCCGCGCCAGCCGCUCGUCAACUCUCCCGGCGAUCCGCAGCGGCACGUGUUCAAUCAGCCCAUGCGGCCGCCCACUCCCAACCAGAGCCAGCAGCAGGCGUUGAUGGCGGCGGCAGCGGGGAGAGUCCCAGGCUCGCCGUCGCACGCGUAUUCUCCCAGAGGUCCUUUUGGAAUGAGCCCGGCCCACCCGGCCUCGCCCUACUCCUCCCACGCCUCCUCGCCUUCUGUGGCUGACAACAGAGCUGGCAGAGGCAGUCCGUUCAGCCAAGUCAAGGCAUCUCCGCUCAGGUCGCCCGGCGCCAGGAGCCCGCUCGAUUGCCCCGGCCUCAAAGUAGAAACUCAGACCUCGAGCGGCGAGCUAUCACAGGCGACGCCGGUCACCCCUAACGGGCCACAGAAAGGCACGAGCGUUCAGCAAGAGCUGAAGCAGGCGGCAGAGUCGUACUCGCAGCAGGGGGAGCCGUGCAGGAUCCCCAUCCAGAACAUCAAACAGGAACCGAGGGAGUUUCAGUGCGACGGUUCCUCCGAGGCGAACCCAGGCGCCGUGAAGAGAGAAGCGUCGGGCGAAACGGUGACUUCUGGGAGCAACGCAAGCUUCCUCAACGUGCCCAGAGACCCUGACGGCCAAGGCCCGAGAUCUGAGACGGGACAACAGCUGCUGCAGAAGCUGCUGAAAACCAAGAAUCUGCAGCUCAACGCCCAGAGGCCGUCCGAAGGCAUCCACAGCGAGAUCAACGGCCACAUCAACAGUAAGCUGGCCCUGCUGGAGCAAAAGCUUCAAGGGACGCCGCGGAAUAUGGAGGAUUUGCAGUCUAUAACCAAAAGGGCUCCCGUACAGAAGCCGAAGCGCAUCAAUAAGCCGCCCGGAGACAGAGCGGCUAACUCGCGGAAGAAGAACAAGAAGGAGGAUGUUGGCAAAAGUGCUGAAACCCUAAUUAAACAACUCAAACAGGGUCUGUCUCUGCUCCCGUUGAUGGAGCCCUCGAUCAACGCCAGCUUGGACCUCUUUGCUCCUUUUGGAAGCAGUCCAGCCAGCGGGAAGGAGCAGCUGAAAGGGUCGUUCGGAAACGCCGUGCUGGACAACAUCCCGGACUAUUAUUCCCAGCUACUCACCAAGAGUAACCUCAGCAACCCGCCGACGCCGCCCUCCUCCCUCCCUCCUACUCCACCUCCGUCUGUACAGCACAAGCUGCUGAACGGGGUGACCCCUGGUGAGGAGCUCACUGAGAACCGGAAGAACACAGAAACGGCACAAGAGCCAAUGGAUUCCGUAACGGAGGAGGUGAAGAGCGUAGACAUCCUGGCAGCCCUGCCCACGCCGCCGCACAACCAGAACGAGGACAUCAGGAUGGAAAGCGACGACGACGACACUCCAGAAACCAUCAUCCCCGCGUCGUCCCCCGAGAGUAACCUAGGAGACGUAAAUCCACGUUUUCCUCACCUGCUGGAGCCCAAAGAGGAGGAGACGGAGAGAGCGAUAUCCCCCAUCAUCCCGCUGAUACCCCGCACCGCCAUCCCGGCAUUCUCAGAAAACAAACCGUUCGAAGCCCCGGAUGGCAAGACGGUUUCCGUGUCCAACCACUGGGACAAGUCCAAAAGUAACGAGGUGUCUGUUACCUUGACAAUGUCGUCUGCUGCUGCCAAGAAACUGAACCAUGUAAUGAUGGCGAUGGCUCAGCUGCUCAGCAUUAAAAUGCCAGGCACUUACGAGGUCACAUACCCUCCCCAAAACCCUGAGCUGCCCGGAGUGGAUGGGCCAGAGAAAGGACCUGGUCACUCAGGGGCAUUGAGCACGAAGGACAGCGCCUCCCUCAGCCAGGACGACUGGCUCAGACAGUUUGACGUCUCUCUCCCCGGCUGUACGCUGAAGAAACAAGUGGACAUCUUGGCCCUCAUUAAGCAGGAAUUCCAAGAGACCGACGACAAACCGGCACAGCACUGUUAUACAACCAACGUCAGCGAUUUAGACGUACGCCAUCUUCCCGUCAUACCGGUGGAGGAAUCUCCACCCCCGUCGCCUCCUUCUCCUCAGCCUCCUCCAGCUCUACCAGUCGCCGCCGCCGAUGAGGCCGAAUCGCCCAAAAAGGCAACAUCUCCGACUCCUCCUUCCUCCAGCCCCGUCGUCGUGCAGACCAAAACCGAGCCUGAACAGGAUGUGGGUUCAGCUGUCGAUGCGCCUCAGCCGGCUAACGUCUCAGAAUCUGAAGCUCCUGCUCCGCCGUUAAACUCUGAACCGACCCCAGAGCCGUCUGAAGCCCCGGCGUUGAACGAAGUUCUUACAAGUGCCGUCGUGAAGGAGGAGGAGGACUGCGUGAGCGAGCCAGCGCACCCUCCCGCGGAUUCCCCCAGCGCCAUGGAGUCUUCCCCCAAAGCCCUGAAGCAGCGCCGGCCCUUCUCGCCCGACGAGGAGGCGGCGCUGCCCAAAGUGAAGAAAUGGAAGGGCAUCCGCUGGAAGCGCCUCCAGAUCGUCAUCACGAUACGAAAGGGCGGCUCCAAGAAAGAGACGAGCCGGGAAGUGUCGGAGCUGAUGGAGCGGCUGCGCAUCACCCUGCGACCCGAGAAGCUGCCCCGAGAUAAACGUAAAUGCUGCUUCUGCCACGAGGAAGGCGACGGCGCCACGGACGGCCCGGCGCGGCUGCUCAACAUCGACGUGGACCUGUGGGUGCACCUGAACUGCGCUCUGUGGUCCACCGAGGUGUACGAGACGCAGGGGGGCGCUCUGAUCAACGUGGAGGUAGCGCUGCGCCGCGGCCUGCGGACGCUCUGCGCCUACUGCCAGAAAACCGGCGCCACCAACAGCUGCAACCGGCUGCGCUGCCCCAACGUCUACCACUUCGCCUGCGCCAUCAGGGCGCGCUGCAUGUUCUUCAAGGACAAGACCAUGCUGUGCACCCAGCACAAGCUGAAGGGCCCCAGCGACGACGAGCUCAGCACCUUCGCCGUCCUGCGCCGCGUUUACAUCGAGCGCGACGAGGUGAAGCAGAUCGCCAGCAUCCUGCAGCGGAGCGACCGCAUCCACCUGUUCCGCGUCGGCGGCCUCAUCUUCCACGCCAUCGGCCAGCUGCUGCCCUCCCAGAUGGCCAACUUCCACUCGCCCACCGCCAUCUUCCCCGUGGGCUACGAGGCCACGCGCAUCUACUGGAGCACGCGCGUGCCCAACAAGCGGUGCCGCUACCGCUGCCGCAUCGGCGAGGACGACGGCCGCCCGCUGUUCGAGGUGCGCGUCCUGGAGCACGGCCUGGAGGACCUGCACUACCGCGAAGCUACCGCCGAGGGAAUCUGGGAGCGCAUCGUCCAGCAGGUCGCCAAACUCCGAGACGAUUCGUCCAUGCUGAAGCUCUUCACCGAACACGUGAAGGGAGAGGAGAUGUACGGCCUCACGGUCCACGCCGUCAUGCGCAUCACCGAGUCGCUGCCCGGAGUCGAGAGCUGCCAGAACUACCAGUUCCGGUACGGCCGACACCCGCUGAUGGAGCUCCCACUCAUGAUAAACCCCACAGGCUGUGCUCGCUCUGAGCCCAAGGUUGCCACACAGUGCAAAAGGCCUCACACUCUGAACAGCACCAGCGUGUCCAAGGCCUACCAGAGCACCUUCACGGGGGAGCUCAACACGCCGUACAGCAAGCAGUUCGUCCACUCCAAGUCCUCCCAGUACCGGCGCCUGAAGACGGAGUGGAAGAACAACGUCUACCUGGCGCGCUCUCGCAUCCAGGGCCUGGGGCUGUACGCCGCCAAGGACCUGGAGAAGCACACCAUGGUCAUCGAGUACAUCGGCACGGUCAUACGCAACGAGGUGGCCAACCGCCGCGAGAAGAUCUACGAGGCGCAGAACCGGGGCAUCUACAUGUUCCGCAUCAACAACGAGCAGGUGAUCGAUGCCACGCUCACAGGCGGUCCGGCCCGCUACGUGAACCAUUCCUGUGCCCCGAACUGCGUUGCCGAGGUUGUGACGUUCGACAAAGAAGACAAGAUCAUCAUCAUCUCCAGCCGCAGGAUCCCCAAAGGAGAAGAGCUGACGUACGACUACCAGUUCGAUUUCGAAGACGAUCAGCACAAGAUCCCCUGCCACUGUGGAGCCUGGAAUUGCCGCAAGUGGAUGAACUAGCCGGGGAGAAAGCGAACCGGGGGGCGACGGGCCCCAUCGCUGUCGUCGCCACCCGACGACGCUCCUGCGCCAAAGCCUUUGAAUCCUACAUCGCCAGUGCAUAAGCUGUUCCCGAGAGACGCGGAGGGAGGCGGUCCUCCGCUGUCAAAAGACUAAAGUGUUGACAUCUUGUAGCCAAAGGUCUGAAGAGCAUUAAUCAUGAAUAAACAACCAAUCACUUUACAGGAAAAAGGACAGUUUGACGGCGGGGGGGAGGGUCUAACUCUGAUGUUUGGACUAGUGACCCAUCACCCCCCCCCCCCCCCACACACACACACCCGCCUCCUUUCACCGACCCUCCUCACCUCCACCCUUCGACACUGUCUACCCUCAAUAAGCUCGCAGUGGCCGGAAACAAUCCUCAGCAGCGCCGGAUGAGUCGGACCCUCUGUAACCCAACACCCCCCCCAACCCCAACCCCAACCCCAACCCCCCCGCGGAGCCGAGCACACGCAGAGCUCGGCCAACAAGCCAUCUCCAAAUACUAAAAGCGAACUUACGGACGCGUUCUUUUCACCUUCCUAGUCGGACCUAUCUCCCGUCCUACGCGUCCCGCCCCCCCCC
Molecule: messenger RNA, 15597 nt
Organism: Fundulus heteroclitus (mummichog)
Lineage: Eukaryota; Metazoa; Chordata; Actinopteri; Cyprinodontiformes; Fundulidae
Gene: kmt2d
Product: lysine (K)-specific methyltransferase 2D
Exons: 55
Coding region: 202-14994 (4930 amino acids)
Biological process (GO): positive regulation of transcription by RNA polymerase II
Cellular component (GO): nucleus; MLL3/4 complex
Molecular function (GO): transcription coactivator activity; histone binding; histone H3K4 methyltransferase activity
Source: RefSeq, a predicted model, not a curated record